Messenger RNA from Eremomyces bilateralis CBS 781.70, 1627 nucleotides. Its product is annotated as homogentisate 1,2-dioxygenase. Bases 129 to 1472 code for a protein of 447 amino acids. Gene Ontology annotation, biological process: L-phenylalanine catabolic process. The record is from RefSeq and is a predicted model, not a curated record. Gene Ontology annotation, cellular component: cytoplasm. Gene Ontology annotation, molecular function: homogentisate 1,2-dioxygenase activity. The transcript has 2 exons. Lineage: Eukaryota; Fungi; Ascomycota; Dothideomycetes; Eremomycetales; Eremomycetaceae.
GUUUAGUCGUCCCGGUUUUUGGUCAAUUCAUCAUAUUUGAAUGCGCUCUCGAAGCUAUCCCCAUCCAAGAAACUCCCCUUGUAGGACGUGAAUUUCAAACCUAGGAAAUACAAGUCACUGCCAUCAUUAUGCCAGUGACCCAGUUUGCCGUAGAGGAGAAGUAUGAGUAUUUGGAGGGAUUUGGCUGCUACCAUUCCUCUGAGGCUGUGAAAGGAGCAAAUCCUGUCGCGAUCAAUUCGCCUCAAAAACCACCGCUAGGCCUCAAUACCGAGCGAAUUUCGGGGAGUUCAUUCACCGCCCCCAGAGCGGAAAACCAGCAGACAUGGCUCUAUCGCGUCGUCCCUUCGCUGGACCAUGCCGACUUUGGGACGCAUAGCGUUCCGAACGAGCAGUCUGUGGCAGACAAGCAGCUCAAACUGACUCCGAAUGCCUUCCUAUGGCAAAAUUUCCCGGUUCCCGCGGACGCUGACUUCGUCUCGUCCCAGCAACUGAUUGCGAAGAAUGGCGAUCCGACCACCAAGACCGGAUGUGCCUACUUAGUUUUCUCCGCGACCAAGGACAUGGCCGAGCAUGAGGCGUUCUUCUCAUCGGAUGGUGAUUAUUUGAUCGUUCCCCAAGCCGGCACACUGGACAUCCAGACCGAGCUCGGACGGUUGCUGGUCCGCCAGAACGAAUUCGCCGUAAUUCCACGCGGGAUCCGAUAUCGAGUCACGCUUCCUACUGGCCUCGCCCGGGGACUCAUCGUCGAGCUGUAUCAAGGGCACUUCCAGCUCCCCGAACUCGGCCCAAUCGGAUCAUCGUCCUUGGCCGGUGUACGCGACUUCCAGGUUCCCAAGGCGUACUUCGACGGCAAAAUCGAGAACGGCGUCGCCGUGAUCAACCACCCGGACCAAGAGUGGACCAUUGUCACGAAAUUCGCCGGUACCCUCUUCUCCUGCAAGCAAACUCACACUCCGUUCGAUGUGGUGGGCUGGAACGGCACCUACUAUCCCUAUAAGUUUGACUUUGCCCGGUUCUGCGUCCUCGGCUCGGUCCUAUUUGAUCAUCCCGACCCCUCGAUCUUCACCGUCCUCACCGCGCCGUCGAAUCGCCAAGCCGGAACGGCGGUAAUCGAUUUCGCGGUCAUCCCUCCUCGAUGGUCCGUCAUGGAAGGUACGUACUGGGCACCGUAUUUCCACCGAAAUUGCAUGAGCGAGUUCGCGUUCCCCGUGGUGGGGGACCAGAGCCCAGGGAAUCCGUUGUCGCAGGGAAGAAGAUUUCUGCCUUUCGGUGGGCUGCUCAACAAUCCGAUGGUUCCUCACGGAAUGGAUCCAGCACGGCAUGAAGAGGCCAGGGAGCGAAGCACCGCACCCGAGAAAGUUGAUGAUGGGCCGUUUUUCCUCUGCCUAUUCGAGACGGAGGCGACGAUGGCACUUUCGGAGUACGCUCUGAAGGCGUCGGGAAAGAAGGUAGAAACUGUACCAAAACUGUAAACCGCUUUAUAUGUCAAAUGGGCCAGCUGUCAAACAAUUCGAUAUGGAGAUACCGUAGCUGAAACGUCGCUAUUCAAUCUUGAUAGAGCGCCAAAUUACAUCUGGGCCUUGAACCUCAACGGAUGGUUGGCAUAGACAACCAGAGAAUUGCCCUC